AUGCGGACACCGCAGCGAGUACUUUCCACAGUGCUUAGCAGUCUUAACUUCUUCCGCAUACAUAUAUUGUUCUUCUCGAUCGCCCCAGUCGUCUUCGCCGCCAUAUCCUACGCGUCCGAUGGAAAAUAUCAUGUGGAAUACAUCGAUCUUCUCUUCUGUUGCAUGAGCGCGAUGACUGGAACGGGACUCACCACCAUAGAUUUAAGCUCUCUGACAGCUUGGCAGCAAACUAUACUUUUCAUUCUUCAGCUUGCUGGUAGCCCGAUCGUCGAACCCAUGUCGCAACGGAACCGAACGAACGAUAUCACCGAGGAUCCACCAGAAAAGGACGUCGUUCGAGGACGAUCCACAACGUUUCAGUCCACGUAUCGCCAAUCAGACAUUGCGUCGCGCAAUGACAAGGACUCAUGCACAUAUUCUGCUCCUAUACCGCCGCCUCGCUUAGAGCGCGCGCACUGCAUGCCAGACCUCGGUCACCGCGCAUGCGCAGCACCCGGACUAAUCUUGUCGUCAACGGCGACGUACUCUAGCUCUUCAGAGAGGCUGGCAUCCGGUUUUCUACACAGAAUCACAAACGAUCAUGAACUUGGUGUGAAGAGAGACGCAGAUGUGACAUCGGGGCAGCAGGGUAGUGUUCACUCCCUCAAUUCCCAAACCCAUACUCAUCAGAGAAUGACGCAACGACAUCUUUCAUCUGCCAGCCUUGGUGGAUUUGGCGAUCCACUCACUCUGCCCGUUCAUUACUGGCAGCAAAAGUUUCCAACCAUCCGACACCAACUCCAGCGCACAUUCACUAUUCCCUCCGAAUCGAUAUAUACGCCUGAGGGCGCGGAUGAUAGACCCGAAGGCGUCCGGCCAGUACCUUAUCUGAGUUUCACUGCAACAGUGGGCGGGAACUCUGAUUUUCGUGGGCUAUCGGAGCAACAGUAUAAAGAACUGGGGGGUGUUGAAUAUAGAGCGUUGUCUGCGCUACUGUGGAUAGUGCCUAUGUACUAUAUCGGCACGCUCUUAGUCGCCUUCAUCGUAAUAGCUCCUUACAUGCAGCUGCCAAGGUGGCGAGAGACAUUUUUGCCGCCACAGCAGCAUCGUGUCAUUCAUCCAAUUUGGUACUCCGCCUUUGAGGUUGUGGGAGCAUGGGCAAACUCAGGGAUGACUCUGGUCGAUCAGAACCUGGUCCCCUUCCAGAAUGCAUAUCCAAUGCUUUUCUUGCUCAUCUGGGUUAUGCUCGCCGGGAAUACAGGAUUUUUUCUGUCCUCAAAAUUUGACAGUUGGUCUAUGUACAAAUGCGUACCAAAACACUCAUCGUUGCACGCAACGCUACGCUUUUUGCUCGAUCACCCGCGGCGGUGUUUUAUUUUUCUAUUUCCAUCCCACCAGACACGCAUACUUCUCGUCAUACUGAUGAUUUUCAACCUCACGAACUGGAUCUUCUUCUUGAUCUUGUAUACCAGUGAUCCUGCUACAGAAAAUCUAUCGGCGGGUCUGAAGACCAUGCUGGGAGCCGUGCAAGCUGUUGCCGCACUGCUAGCCGGAUUUCAGACCAUCUCAAUCUCUUCCUUAGCCCCUGCAGUCCAGGUGCUCUACCUUAUCAUGAUGUAUAUCGCUGUUUACCCGAUGUCUGUAACAGUGAGAUCGACAAAUGUAUACGAGGAUCGGUCGCUCGGCGUGGCCGAGGAGGAGGCUAUAGAUGACAGGAACGAAAUGGUCCAUGACGGUGACACUUCACGUGUAUCGAUAUGGGGAAGAUACCUGGCACACCAUAUAAUGUGGUGGUUGGCACUCGUGCUCUUUGUGCUUUGCAUAAUCGAACGCAGACAGCUCAGCGAUCCUGAGAAGAGUUCCUGGUUCCACAUCUUCGCUCUAAUUUUCGAGAUUGUGUCCGCGUAUGCAACUAUAGGCCUGACUCUCGGUGUUCCUACGGCAAACUAUGCUCUCACUGGUGCGAUGCAUAAUCUGUCAAAGUUAAUCAUUUGUCUGGUAAUGCUGCGCGGGCGCCAUCGUGGUCUUCCCGUUGCCAUGGACAGGGCUGUUUUGUUCCCCACGGAGUUCAAGUUAGAAUCAGACGAGAAUGAGAAGUAGUAAAUUCACAAGAAUAUUACCAUAGAGAAUACUUAGAGAAUACGCCGUCGGAUGCUGUUAGUGAGACCUCGUCAUCUUUCUGAUCGCCGUCAGGGUCUCUGAGAUCGGACGAGUUGAGAAUUAGUUAAAUAAUUCAGUAUGCAUAUCCAUCCAGCCAAUACUGUGGGGAUGGUUCGAUAUUCUAUGUACUGAAAGUCAACGUCAGCUCUCGUAUUCUCAAUCGAACGCUGCGUUCCGCUGCCCACUCCACUCGCACAGCGCUGAGUGUAUCUUCAAUAGUCAUGUGGGCUUCGCCUCCAACAUUAAAGUUCAAUGACUUGAAUGGGUCUGAGCCCGCGCGUCCUUGUCGAGGAGGAGCACCUGGAUUGAAGAAGCUGGUAAAGCUUGAGCCAACUUUCCACACAAGGACAAGCCCUUCCUCCAGAGAGACCGUGAUCAAUCGCCUCCCAUCAGGCGAGAAACUGCACGCUGCGGGCCUCUUUUUGUGACCCUCCAGGACGUAUAACCGUGUGGCCGUUUUCAAAUCAUACAUUAUAACGGCGCCUUCGCUGGUACCCACAGCCAAACGCUGGCUGUUCAUGUGAAAGUCCACAGUGGGAAAGGUUUUAACGACAUGCCCUAGAAUCUCAGUAGCUGUGUCGAGAACUGCCUCUCGGCUCGAAGUCGAGUUGGGAUCUAGAGACUUCACCACGGCUUCGACUAACCGCGGUAGAUUGGGAUAGAUGACCAGUGGUUUCUUUUUGAUAAGAAAUGCAACAAGUUGCAUAAUGGAUUUGCGUGAUUCGACACCCCUAGGGUGUAGAAUAUCC
Molecule: messenger RNA, 2888 nt
Organism: Heterobasidion irregulare TC 32-1
Lineage: Eukaryota; Fungi; Basidiomycota; Agaricomycetes; Russulales; Bondarzewiaceae
Exons: 17
Coding region: 1-2079 (692 amino acids)
Biological process (GO): intracellular potassium ion homeostasis; potassium ion import across plasma membrane
Cellular component (GO): plasma membrane
Molecular function (GO): high-affinity potassium ion transmembrane transporter activity
Source: RefSeq, a predicted model, not a curated record